Molecule: messenger RNA, 1317 nt
Organism: Ananas comosus (pineapple)
Lineage: Eukaryota; Viridiplantae; Streptophyta; Magnoliopsida; Poales; Bromeliaceae
Product: probable pectinesterase 53
Exons: 5
Coding region: 95-1252 (385 amino acids)
Biological process (GO): cell wall modification
Molecular function (GO): pectinesterase activity
Source: RefSeq, a predicted model, not a curated record
UCCCCCCCAACUUCAACCCGUGAUCUCCCUUAAAUUCCACUCCCAUUCUACAAAAACCAACUCCCUCUAUCCCUUUCUAUUAUUCCACUCCCUCAUGGCCAUGUCUAUGUACAAGUCCUUCAUUGUUUCAUCAUCAAUUCUCCUCUUCCUCUUCCUCUUCGGCUCCGUCCACGGCCUUUCGCGCACGAACACGCUCCGACCGGGUCGAAACCCGCCGCGGGAGCCGUUUCCGGCUAAUGCGACCGAGACCCAGUUGGUGGAACUGCAGUUCAUGAGAUGGGUCAGGUUCAUUGGUGGACUCAAGCACAGUGUGUUCAAAAGAGCACUCAACAAGGCGUUCCCUUCUUACACUUUAACUGUGGACAAGAACCCUUCUUUGGGGGACUUCACCUCAAUCCAAGAUGCAAUAGAUUCACUCCCCUUUAUCAAUCUACUGAGGGUCGUGAUCAAAGUUAAUCCCGGCAUUUACGCGGAGAAGGUGAGUAUAUCACCUAUGAGAGCAUUUAUAACAAUAGAGGGAGCAGGAGCGGAUAAAACGGUGAUACAAUGGGGAGACACUGCGGACACAAUUGGGCCCAGAGGCCAACCCAUUGGAACAUACAACUCCGCGUCUUUUGCUGUGAACGCCCCUUUCUUUCUCGCAAAAAAUAUUACUUUCAAGAACACUACCCCCGUACCGGCGCCAGGAGCAAUGGGGAAGCAAGCGGUGGCGUUCAGAGUAUCGGGUGAUAACGCGGCCUUCGUUGGUUGUAAGUUUCUCGGUGCGCAGGACACUCUCUAUGAUCACAUUGGGAGGCAUUACUACAAGGAUUGUUAUAUCGAAGGCUCGGUCGACUUCAUCUUCGGAAAUGCUCUCUCCUUUUUUGAGGGGUGUCACUUGCACGCGAUCGCAGAGAGGUACGGGGCAGUGACAGCUCAGAACCGGAUGAGCGGAGCGGAGGACACAGGGUUCAGCUUUGUUAACUGUAAGGUGACGGGGUCGGGGGCUCUCUACCUGGGCCGCGCCUGGGGCAACUUCUCCCGCGUCGUCUUCGCCUACACCUACAUGGACGACAUCAUCCUCCCCCGUGGCUGGUACAACUGGGGCGACCCCAGCCGCGAAACGACGGUGUUCUACGGUCAAUACAAAUGCAUCGGCCCCGGAGCGAACUUUGCGGGGAGAGUAUCGUGGGCGAGAGAGCUCACUGACGAGGAAGCAAAGCCCUUCAUUUCCAUGAGCUUCAUCGACGGUUCCGAGUGGAUCAGAUUUUGAUACAAUUUCUCUCUUUCUCGCUCUCUCCCAGUUGAAAAGUAGUUAAAGAAAGAAAUUGAACUGCU